Messenger RNA from Hibiscus syriacus, 997 nucleotides. RefSeq names its product ethylene-responsive transcription factor 3-like. The coding region runs from base 183 to 809 and encodes 208 amino acids. Gene Ontology annotation, biological process: regulation of DNA-templated transcription. NCBI's taxonomy places the organism in Eukaryota, Viridiplantae, Streptophyta, Magnoliopsida, Malvales, Malvaceae. Gene Ontology annotation, molecular function: DNA-binding transcription factor activity; DNA binding. The record is from RefSeq and is a predicted model, not a curated record. The transcript has 2 exons.
CUCACCUAUCAUCUCAUCGCCCUUUUUCUUUCUUUCCUUAAAAUUUACAUUUUCUUUUUUAUUUUUUGCUCUCCGGUUUUUUUUUAAUUAUAUUGAUUUCGGGUAUGUAGAUUUGUUAAACUCUGUUUCUGGAUAACCCCUUUGAGAGAAUCGGGUGGAUUUUAAGUUCCGAUCAUUUUCCGAUGCGGAAAGGGAGAAGAGCCGACGUAGCGAUGAAACUGGCGGUGGAACCCAACGGAUCUGUAAAAGAACAAAGAUACAGAGGUGUUAGGAAAAGACCAUGGGGAAAAUUCGCGGCGGAGAUCAGAGAUCCAUGGAAAAAAACCAGGGUUUGGCUAGGGACCUUCAAUUCUGCCGAAGAAGCCGCUCGAGCCUACGAUGCGGCGGCGAUUUCCCUCCGUGGAAACAAAGCGAAAACGAAUUUCGCCUUAAGUUCCUUGGACCUCCCACCUUUUCAUCACAGCAACAAUGAAGCCUUCAUCGACGGCCACCUGAUAUAUCCGUCAGGGGCUGAUUGUAAAGAUCCGGAAGUGAAUCCGCAAAGACCGGCGAGGAGUAGCAUGAGUAGCACGGUGGAGUCUUUUGGUGGGCCGAGACCAGCCCAACCACAGCAGAAACCGACGGCGGUUACGACUCGGAAGUGCGCACCGCCAGUGGUGCCGGACGAUUGUCACAGUGACUGUGAUUCAUCGUCGUCAGUUGUCGAUGACGGGGAUGGUAUGGCAUCGUCGUCUUGCCGGAAAACCUUGCCUUUCGAUCUCAAUUUUCCACCGUUGGAUGAACUCGACGAUCUCACUCUAUGUCUCUGAUCAGUUAGUCGAUCUUAAAGUAUCCUUUUUGCGAUUUAUCAAAUGAUAGAUCUUUGUCGCUGGAAACAUGAUGGUGAUUUAGGGUUUUUGAUUAUCAUAUCUCAACUCUGAUGAUCUGAAAGAUCUUUCAUUUUGUAUAAACAAUUUGUCUAAUUCAAUCCCUAAAGAAGCGAUUGCUUUCACUUUCA